Molecule: messenger RNA, 1553 nt
Organism: Tripterygium wilfordii
Lineage: Eukaryota; Viridiplantae; Streptophyta; Magnoliopsida; Celastrales; Celastraceae
Product: probable nucleoredoxin 2
Exons: 3
Coding region: 52-1314 (420 amino acids)
Source: RefSeq, a predicted model, not a curated record
UUCUCAUUCAUCUCGAGAGAUAGAGAGAGAGAGGGGGAGAGAGAGGGAGAUAUGGUUUUGGAGAAAGAGAGGAACCUGCAGACUACUCAAGCUUUAACAAACGGUGAUUCUGCAGUGAAAGAGACUAGGUUUUCAUCUCUUUUUGUCUCUGGAGAUCGAGAUUAUCUCCUCUCACCAGAUGGUUCCCAGGCGAGGGUUUCUGAUCUUGAAGGGAAGGUGAUAGGUCUAUAUUUCUCAGCGAAUUGGUACCCACCAUGCAGAAACUUCAACGAAUUCCUAAUUCAUUUCUAUGAACAACUAAACCAAGUUCAUGGAUCCAAUUUUGACAUUAUCUUUGUCUCAUGCGACGAAGAUUUGGAUGCGUUCAAUGAGUACCGUUCGACCAUGCCAUGGCUUGCUGUUCCUUUUUCGGAUUUGGAGAACAAAAAAGCCUUGACUAGAAAAUUUGAAGUGGAAGACAUUCCUUGCUUGGUAAUGUUGCAGCCUAAUGAUGAUAAAGAUGAAGCCACAUUGAGAGAUGGUGUUGAACUCGUGCACCGAUAUGGGGUUGAUGCAUUUCCUUUUACUAGGCAAAGGUUGCAAGAGUUGCAUAUGGAAGAGAUUGAGAAGCAUGAGAGGCAGAAUUUGAUGAAUUUGCUAACGAAUCAUGAUAGAGAUUAUGUUUUGGGUCAUCCUGGACAUACACAGGUGCCUAUUUCUUCAUUGGUAGGAAAAACAAUCGGACUUUAUUUCUCUGCGGAAUGGUGUCUUCCAUGUGUGAAAUUCACUCCAAAGUUGAUCUCAAUUUACAACAACAUCAAGCAAAUCCUUGUAGACAAGCAGUUCGAGGACUUCAAUAUAGUCUUUGUAUCAAACGAUCGCGACCAAACAGCCUUCAAUUCCUACUUCAGCUCCAUGCCAUGGCUUGCAUUACCUUUCGGAGACCAAACUCUCAAACACCUCACAAAGUACUUCGACGUUCGAGGAAUUCCUACUUUGGUCAUAUUAGGACCAGAUGGAAAGACUCUAACCAAACUUGGGAGAAACCUCAUUAAUUUGUACCAGGAAAAUGCAUAUCCGUUCACCGAAGCCAAGGUGGAGAUUCUGGAGAGAGAGAUGGAGGAGGAAGCGAAGAACCUGUCGAGAUCAGAGUUUCAUGAAGGGCAUCGCCACGAGCUUAAUUUGGUAGGAGAGGGCACUGGAGGAGGACCAUUUAUAUGUUGUGAUUGUGAAGAACAAGGGUCUGGUUGGGCUUAUCAGUGUCUCGAGUGUGGCUAUGAGAUUCACCCAAAGUGUGUGCGGGUCGCAGCCCCUGGGUUUGUGUUGGGUCGGUGACUGGGCUGCUUCUAUGUUUGGGCUUUGAUUGUAAUGUUGUUUAUGGUUUGAAUGAGGUAUUUAUGUGCCUUUAUUGUUUGCUAACUUGGGUUUUGAAAAGACUGGAUGAGUUAAUGUAAUAUACUAAUAUCUUGGUAGUUAAUUAAGCUAUGACUGCACAUUUUUAAAAUGGGUCAGAGAAGUGGAGUAUUAUGUUAAAUAUUAAUUUCUUCUGAAUUAAACUUGUGGGCGUUCUUGUA